CGCCGCUGCGGCGGCCGCUCAUCUUCUUCCUGGCCCUCGGCUCGAACCGGCCCACCAGGUGUUCGACGCUGGUUUCCCCGGCCCCGACCAGAGCAAACGCCCCCCCCCGCGCCGCUCCUGCUCCUGCUCCUCCCUGCGCCCCGGAGUUGGACUACGACGAGUUGGCCGCGGCGCUCGAGAACAUCUACAAGCUGAGCCCCGGCGAGGUCUCCGACGAGGAGCGCUUAGGCGGGGGCGACGGGGACGCGGGCGUAGUGAGGAGUAGGCGGAGGAGGGCGAAAAGGUUGAGCCUUGAGAAGAGGGUGGCGCUGAGGAGGGGGAAGGGGGAGGGUGAAAGGAGGGAGCACGGUGGGGAUGUGGAGGAGCUGGUGAGGGACAACUCGGCGUCGAUGGAUUUGGCGUGCUUGGACUGGAGGAGGAUGAGGAUACCGCCGGUGCUCGGUUCGGCGGAGCAUUCGAGGCUGUUCGAGCUGAUGCAGCCGAUGAAGGUGAUUUACGAGAUGAAGGAGAGCUUGCACAAAGAUCUGCUCAGGGAGCCGACUGACAGUGAAAUGGCAGCGGCAAUGAACAUGAGGGUUUCGCGGUUGAGACAACAUGUAGAGGUUGGUCGGGCCGCAAGAAACAAGCUAAUAAAGCAUAAUCUUCGGUUAGUGUUGUUUGUCAUCAACAAAUACUUUCCAGAGAUCGCAAGUGGCCAGAAGUUCCAAGACCUCUGCCAAGCCGGUGUAAAGGGUCUGAUAACAGCCAUCGAUCGAUUUGAACAGAAGCGCGGCUUCCGUCUAUCCACAUAUGGCCUCUUCUGGAUCCGUCAUUCCAUAAUACGGUCGAUGACGCUCUCAAGCUUCACCAAGGUUCCCUUUGGAAUCGAGUCGAUUAGGCAAGAGAUCCAGAAGGCCAAACUAAAGUUGUCAUUUGAACUUGAGAGGUCACCAACAGAGGAAGAAAUAAUUGGGAGAGUAGGAGUAUCACCAGAGAGAUACAAUGAUAUCAUCAAGGCCUCAAAACCAGUCAUAUCCCUCAACUCCAGGCAUGCUGUGACACAAGAAGAGUUCAUCAAGGGGAUAACCGAUAUUGAUGGUAUCAGUGGCGAUAAACGUCGACAUGCAGCACUUCUUCGACUUGCUCUUGAUGAUGUGCUAGAUUCACUUAAACCUAAAGAAAGUCUGGUUAUAAGACAAAGAUAUGGACUCGACGGCAAAGGCAACAGAACUUUGGGAGAGAUUGCAGGGAACCUCAAUAUUUCGAGAGAGAUGGUCCGUAAGCAUGAACUAAAAGCACUUAUGAAGCUCAAACAUCCCGUUCGGGUCGACUACCUCCGUAGAUAUGUUUGAUUUUUAGACACAUUGUAUUUGUGCCUCUCUUUAAUUUCCAAUUAUUGUAGCUUUUUGUUCUGUAUAUCAUUUUACAGGAUAUCAUAGUCGCAAAUGAUCACAUGCAAAUUUUACUCUGAAAUUGAGUAAAUUUGUAGACCUCAUGUGUAACUUUGUUUGUACUAUAGUUUAUAAAGCUGAUGAAUCUGUGAAUUAGAAAAUAUUCAUCGGCAUUUAAUAAGUAUUCAGUUCAUAUA
Messenger RNA from Ananas comosus (pineapple), 1567 nucleotides. RefSeq names its product RNA polymerase sigma factor sigE, chloroplastic/mitochondrial. The record is from RefSeq and is a predicted model, not a curated record. Lineage: Eukaryota; Viridiplantae; Streptophyta; Magnoliopsida; Poales; Bromeliaceae. Gene Ontology annotation, biological process: DNA-templated transcription initiation; regulation of DNA-templated transcription. Gene Ontology annotation, molecular function: DNA-binding transcription factor activity.